This is a messenger RNA of Nasonia vitripennis (jewel wasp), 1716 nucleotides long. RefSeq names its product eukaryotic translation initiation factor 2 subunit 2 (gene eIF2beta). Gene Ontology annotation, molecular function: mRNA binding; translation initiation factor binding; translation initiation factor activity. The coding region runs from base 165 to 1139 and encodes 324 amino acids. The record is from RefSeq and is a predicted model, not a curated record. Gene Ontology annotation, cellular component: eukaryotic translation initiation factor 2 complex. Lineage: Eukaryota; Metazoa; Arthropoda; Insecta; Hymenoptera; Pteromalidae. Gene Ontology annotation, biological process: formation of translation preinitiation complex; translational initiation; formation of cytoplasmic translation initiation complex. The transcript has 7 exons.
UACCUCGCAGAGUCCCACUCGUCGUCUAUGGAAAACCCAGAUAUCCGAAUUUUCUGAUGCAAUACCGAAAAUAACACACACACAGCGGUACAUAUUGCGGGAGCUCCAAGGGACAACCGCGCAUAGUGUUCGAGACCACAGUCGGACUUCAAAGCAUCAUCAAAAUGACAGAAGAGGAAUCGAUGUUCGAUCCUAAGAUCACAAAGAAGAAGAAGAAGAAGAAGACUGGUUUCGAUCUGGAUUCUGCCAUUGCAGAUCAAUCCAAUGAAGCAACUGAAAAUUCAAAACCAGACAAGGAAAAUGUUGAUGUCGAUGCUGCUGCGCCAGAGGACGAAGAAUCGUUAGAUCUUGAAAACUUUGGUAAAAAGAAGAGGAAAAAGAAAAAGUUUAACUUGGAAGAACUCGAUGCAGCCCUUCCAGAAACCAAGAAAGAAGAUGUGGCAGAACCACAAGCAGAAGAACAGGAAAUCGAGGACUUUGACUUGUCCCUGGACUUCUCAAAGAAUUUGAAGAAGAAAAAGAAGAAGAAGAAGGACCUUGAUGAACUGAUGGCUGAGGAGAAAAAAGAAAGCGAAGCCAAUGACAAUGGCUGCACUGAGUCCGAGCGAAGUGCAGACUAUGAGGAGCCAAGUCAGUGGGUCGGUUCAGACAGGGAUUACACGUAUGACGAACUACUUGCAAGAGUCUUCAACAUAAUGAAAGAGAAGAAUCCUGACAUGGUGGCUGGAAAGAAACAGAAGUUUGUCAUGAGACCGCCACAAGUAGUUCGUAUUGGUACGAAAAAGACAUCCUUCUCAAACUUCACCGAGAUUUGUAAAACACUUCACAGGCAACCUAAGCACUUGCUUGACUUCUUACUGGCUGAGUUGGGUACGAGUGGUUCUGUGGAUGGUAAUAGUCAAUUGAUCAUCAAAGGUCGAUUCCAGCAGAAACAGAUAGAAAACGUUUUGAGAAGAUACAUCAAGGAAUACGUUACGUGUCACACGUGUCGUUCGCCUGACACUAUUCUGCAAAAAGAUACAAGACUUUUCUUCCUUCAGUGUGAAACAUGUGGUUCAAGAUGUUCGGUAGCCAGUAUUAAAUCUGGUUUCCAGGCCGUUACUGGCAAGCGUGCUGCGAUUCGGGCCAAAACCGCCUAAGCAAAUAUUGCAACUUGUACCGCAAAUAUUAUUUAGAGUUAUUUCUUUAAUAAAAAAAAUGGUUUUAAUAAAAAAAUAAUCGUUGCAAUUUAUAUAUACACAAACACACGUUUAAAGCUGAUUUCGACUACGCUGUACGUCCUUUUUUCAAAGUGUAAAGUGCGGUGGCAAUAUAUUUCAAGUAAAAAUAGAAUAUACAGCGAGUUGGGCAUGGAAAAUCAACCAGCAGUUCCUUUUUUUCGAUCAAUGUUUAAGAAGCCAAAAAACAUCAAGAAUGUCCCGAAAGCAUUACUGGGCAUGUAAAAAUUAACGAAGAAAUGACGAAAAAAAAGUGUACCCAAAUGAACGCGUGUGCGAGUGACAGCGUGGAAAGCGUUAAUGUGUAAAUGAGAAACGGCAACGUCAUCCAUGAAUUUAACGAUAUGUAUAUUGUUAUGUCGACAAACUGUGGGAAUGCGAAAAUAUAUCCAAAAUCAUGAAAUUGAGUCAUUCUUAGAUAAUUACUCAUUGUACAUUUACUACCUAAAUAAAUCAACACGAAGCGCUCAGUCUUCUAACACAAGUCUUUAAACAGAAA